Molecule: messenger RNA, 3022 nt
Organism: Daucus carota subsp. sativus
Lineage: Eukaryota; Viridiplantae; Streptophyta; Magnoliopsida; Apiales; Apiaceae
Product: homeobox-leucine zipper protein ANTHOCYANINLESS 2
Exons: 9
Coding region: 235-2673 (812 amino acids)
Molecular function (GO): lipid binding; DNA binding
Source: RefSeq, a predicted model, not a curated record
AUGGUUGUGUAUUGGUACCCUUUUAUUUUGCUUCUUUAAUUUUCUGAGUUUUGGUUGGUGAGAAUCAAGGUCUUGUCAUAACUUUCAUUUUUAUGACUUUGAAUCUGAUCACUGAGAUGAGAAAGAACAUCUAGAAUAUGUCCAUUUUGGUCUAACUUUUGUGGGUUUCCUUGAGUUUGGAUUUUUCGGUGAGAAAAAUUUAAACAAGGGUUUGUUUUCUUGGAUAUUUAUUUGAUGAGUUUUGGGGGUUUCUUUGCUGGUGGUAGUGGUAGUGGUGGUGGCGGUGGUGAUGCUAGGUUGUUGGUUGAUAGUCCAUACACUAACAAUAAUAUGGCCAUUUCUGCUAUUCCUCACCAUCACUUGCUUACACCACCUAUUGCUCAGCCUCACUUCAACUCUUCUGCCCUCUCUCUGGCCCUUAAACCCAAGAUGGAGGGUCUUGAUGAUAUGGGUCUGAUUGGUGGUAAUUUUCAUCCUGGUGCAAUGGUAAGGACUAGAGAAGAGGAAUUUGAGAGCAAGUCAGGCAGCGAAAAUAUGGAAGUUCCUUCCGGUGAUGAACAAGAAAGGCCGAGGGGUAGAUCUCAAAAGAAAAAGAAAUACCAUAGACACACUCCCUUUCAAAUCCAAGAGCUUGAAGCUUCAUUCAAGGAGAAUCCUCACCCUGAUGAGAAACAAAGGUUGGAACUUGGGAAGAGGUUGAGCUUGGAAAACAAGCAAGUCAAAUUUUGGUUUCAGAAUAGACGAACACAAAUGAAGACUCAAUUGGAGCGCCAUGAGAAUUUAAUUCUGAAACAAGAGAAUGAUAAGCUUCGAAUAGAGAACAUUGCUAUCAAGGAAGCCAUGAGAAAUCCGAUUUGCAGUGGGUGCGGUGGAGCUGCAAUACUCGGUGAGAUAUCGUUUGAGGAAAAUCAUCUUCGGAUUGAGAAUGCAAGAUUAAAAGAUGAGCUCAAUCGCAUGUGUGUCCUGACUAACAAAUUCAUAGGAAGACCUUUGUCUCCAUUACCUGGUCCCUUCCCUCCUGCAAUGUCAAACUUCAACUUGGAACUAGCGGUAGGAAGGAAUGGCUUUGGUGGUUUAGGUCCUGCAGAGGCAUCAUUGCCCAUGGGAUAUGAUUUUGGCACUGGUGUUCCAAAUGCUUUGCAUGUUAUGCCUUCAACCAAACCUGGCAUGGCUGGGCUUGAUACACCGUUUGAGAAAUCGUUGCUUCUUGAACUUGCUUCAAAUGCAAUGAAUGAGUUACUGAAGUUAACUCAGAUUGAUAAUCCACUCUGGUUCAGAAGCUUGGAUGGAAAUUGUGAAACACUAAAUUUUGAAGAGUACACGAGGACAAUUACUGCUAUUGACAUGAAGCCUGGUCUGAGAACUGAGGGCACCAGAGCCAUUGGUAUGUCAACUAUCAACAGUGCGGCCUUUGUUGAGAUGAUGAUGGAUGCAAAUCGAUGGGCUGAUAUGUUUCCUGGCAUGAUUGGGAGUAGCUCUACUCUUGAUGUAAUCUCUGGUGGUAUUGGUGGCUCUAGAAAUGGUGCUCUGCAGUUGAUGCAUGCGGAGAUCCAAGUCAUAUCACCAUUGGUCCCCACUCGUCAAGCGAGGUUUCUUCGAUUCUGUAAGCAACAUGGAGAUGGGGUGUGGGCUGUCGUCGAUGUUUCUGUUGAUACCGUCUGUGAAGGUCCAAAUCCACACACAUUUAUGCAUUACAGAAGGCUUCCUUCUGGAUGCGUUGUGCAAGAUAUGCCUAAUGGUUAUUCUAAGGUUACCUGGGUAGAACAUGCAGAAUAUGAUGAGAGUUCAAUCCACCACCUGUACCGUCCUUUGCUCCGGUCUGGCAUGGGAUUUGGUGCACAGAAGUGGAUUGCAACCCUUCAAAGGCAGUGCGACUUCUUGGCAAGCAUCAUGUCCUCUGCUGGACCCAGUGAAGACAAUUCAGUUAUCACACCCAAUGGGAAGAGAAGCAUGGCAAAGUUGGCGCAGCGCAUGACUCGUAACUUCUGUGCUGGAGUUUGUGCAACAAAGCACAAAUGGGAAGUUGUCCAAGUCGGGAAUAUGGGCGAAGAUGCAAGGUUGAUGAUACGUAAAGGUGUUAAUGGACCUGGAGAGCCAUCUGGCAUAAUUUUGAGUGCCACAUUAUCUGUUUGGAUUCCUGUCCAACAGCAGCAAUUGUUUGAAUUACUGCAGAAUGAAGAACUGAGGAGUCGGUGGGAUCUUCUGUCCCAUGGUGGUCAAAUGCAACAGAUGAUCCGCAUUCCUAAGGGACAAGAUUCUGGCAACAGAAUCUCUCUUUCAUGUGCUAAUGCUUCCGGUGGUAAUUCAAAUCAGAGUAACGUGUUAAUACUACAAGAGACAUCCAGUGAUGCAUUCGGAUCACUAAUAGUUUCGGCAGCUGUUGACAUGUCAUCAAUGAAUGUGGUAAUGAAUGGGGGAGACUCUUCAUGUGUAGCCAUCCUUCCGUCUGGCUUUGCAAUAGUGCCGGAUUGCUUUCCAGACUCCACAGGGCCUAAUGAAAUGGUGGGAAAAGAAAGUAGCUGCCAAGGUGGCGGUUCUCUUCUGACCGUUGGGUUUCAGAUAAUGGUAAGUGAUCUCCCUGCAGCUAAGCUGACAGUAGAGUCAGUCGAGACCGUGAACAAUCUCAUUACUCGCACAAUUCAAGGAAUCAAAGAAGCAAUCCAUUGCAAUUAAACAGAAAGGGCUGGAGUAAACUGACUGAGUCAAGAACGAACCGUGGUAAAUCCAAUGUCUUGCGUCGAGUAGCGAAGGAUGAUUAUGAACUUGACAGGGAAGCAUGCAUGGAAUGGUGGUUCGGGUAUUGACUCAGUUCACCUACUGGAGAUGAGUUAGCUCUUACUAUUCAGUCACUUUAUUUAUUGUGUAUCUAAUUUGUUUGUUUGAGAGAGAAUAAUGGACUCCAUAAACUCUCCUGUCUAGUACCAUGUCUCUUGAUUUCUUUCCUUCUGGUCUGGAUACAUUUUUUUAUUUCUUAAUCAUUAGUGCUGUGUGAGGUUUGAUCAAAUAGCUCUUUAUUUAUUUA